GGGCCAGGCAGAAGGGGCGGGGAAUUUAGCUAGGGGCGUGCCAGGAAGGAGGGCGAGCUGCUCCAGGGGGCCGGCCGGCAGCUGGGAGCGCAGAGCCAGAGCGGGACCGGUGCGUGUGAACCUUUCGCCUGCCCAGCCGGUCGGAAACCAGGUCUUCAGUGAGAUACGCAGAAAUGGCUGAACUUGCCCAGCUAAUUGACAGCGAGGUGUUCCUGGCUUAUGCUACCUACACAACCAUUGUCCUUUUAAAAAUGAUGCUAAUGAGUGUUACAACAGCAUUCUUCAGAAUGACAAGAAAGGCGUUUAGUAACCCAGAAGAUACAGCAGCGUUUGGCAAAGGUGAGAAUGCUAAGAAGUACCUGCGGACUGACCCAGACGUUGAACGUGUGCGCAGAGGCCACCUGAAUGACCUUGAAAACAUUGUCCCGUUUAUUGGCAUUGGUCUGCUCUAUGCCCUGAGUGGCCCUGCUCUGUCCACAGCCUUGCUGCACUUCAGGAUCUUCGUUGGGGCUAGAAUCUUUCACACUAUUGCGUAUUUGACACCUCUCCCCCAGCCCAGCAGAGGCUUGUCUUGGGCAGCUGGGUAUGCAGUUACCAUCUCAAUGGCAUACAGGGUGCUGACAACAGGAUUGUACCUGUAACUAGAACACAGCCUCAUCACCCCCUCGACAUUCCACAUGAAGUUUCCAAUAGUACACUAGAUUAAACAUGGCUAUCUUAAAUGAACUGUCAAAUCUUUGUAACAAUUUUUACUUGGUGACUAGGGCUGCAGAGGCUCUUCAUUCCUGUUUGAAAUGUUUCUCUUCAAAGCAAAAAAGUUCCUUCCCCAUGUCCUCUCUAUUCACAGUCUGCUCUGCCAAAAAACAUUAGUUUGAAUGUUCUCUCUGUGAUUUGUUGAAGGCUUAAGAUUCUGAACAUACGACAGUGCUGUAUCUAUAGCAUGUAUGGUGAUUUUCUACAGAUGCACUCUUUUGGGCUGUAUCUCCGAAGCCUAAAUCAAUAAAGACAAGAAAAAAAAAAUAAGUG
Molecule: messenger RNA, 1026 nt
Organism: Mauremys mutica (yellowpond turtle)
Lineage: Eukaryota; Metazoa; Chordata; Testudines; Geoemydidae
Gene: MGST1
Product: microsomal glutathione S-transferase 1
Exons: 4
Coding region: 174-641 (155 amino acids)
Cellular component (GO): mitochondrion; membrane
Molecular function (GO): glutathione transferase activity
Source: RefSeq, a predicted model, not a curated record